CCCUCCUCCCUCCCUCCACCCCCAGAGAGGCUGUCCUACUAUGCUGGUUUUUUUUCCAUCCCCCCAUCCUCCCCAGCUGUACUAUAAGUCCCUAAUCAAGCUGCCCUUGCCUCAGAGGACAGCUCAGGGGACAGGGAGCGGGUCCCAGCAGCAGGAUGGCUCAGGGCGUCUUGGGGCUCCUGCGGCCCUUGCGGAGCCGACUGAGUGCCAGCAGAACUCGCCUCGUUCUUCUCUGUGGUGUGACUGAGCAGCACCACGGCCCAGCAAGGUGGUGGGCAGAGAGGGGCUUCAGCUCCACGCACCAGGAUGCCCCCGGGGAAUCCAGCUCUGAGGAUCGGGUGACAGUGCAUUUUAUAAAUCGGGAUGGAGAACGACUAACCACCACAGCCAAAGAAGGGGAGAGUUUGCUGGAAGUGGUAGUCAAUCACAACUUGGCCAUUGAUGGAUUUGGUGCCUGUGAAGGGACAUUAGCCUGCUCUACCUGUCACCUCAUCUUUGACAAGGACACCUUCCAAAAGCUUGAUGCCAUCUCAGAUGAAGAGCUAGACAUGCUGGACUUGGCAUAUGGACUUACUGACACAUCACGCCUUGGCUGCCAGGUGUGCGUUAAGAAGUCGAUGGAUGGUGUGACAGUGAGGGUCCCCAUGGAUGUGUCGGACAUGAGGAGGCAGCUGGAGGUUGGAAAGCAAGGCAAACAGUAACUGGAAACGACUGCUGCACAGCUUACACCCUCCUUUAGGUGUGGCAGGGUACUGAGCUCUUGGUUGACACUAUUGCUUUUUGUGGCUGGCUUGCAGUAGGCCAUAAAGGUCUGAUUCAGUAUAAAAGGCGUGUUUGGCAAAUCUCUUAUUUGAACAAGGCAGCAUGCUUAAUAGGGUCUUUGGUAUGUAUUUUAAGUGUUUAAAUGCUCUGCUGAACGCAACUGGAUUAAAGUGUAUGGCUUUAUAUUUCCCUGGGUGGGUGUCAGUAAAUAUCUCUACUGUAUGUGACUCACUUUCUCCUUUGAAAUUUAAGAAUUCUGCUGUUUCAAGUAACUGCUGAGAAUUUUGCAAGGCUUGGCUCUUUAAAAGUAGAGCAGACUUUUCCAAUUUGGGAAACUUAAGAAGAGAUUGCUGUUUGCAAGUCAGUGUACUGAUGGGCUUGGUGAUGUAGGUGACUUGAGUUUGGUCAGCAAGAGCAUGCUGAGAACAUUUGUGUGCUGGUAGUUCCUGUAAGCAGGAAUCACUUCUAUGAACUUGAGAUGUUUUGGGUCCCUGAAUUGUUCUGUGCUGUGAGCAGCCACUUUCUCCAAAUGC
Motacilla alba alba is the source of this 1295-nucleotide messenger RNA. Its product is annotated as adrenodoxin-like. Gene Ontology annotation, biological process: positive regulation of oxidoreductase activity; P450-containing electron transport chain. Lineage: Eukaryota; Metazoa; Chordata; Aves; Passeriformes; Motacillidae. Gene Ontology annotation, molecular function: 2 iron, 2 sulfur cluster binding. The record is from RefSeq and is a predicted model, not a curated record. Gene Ontology annotation, cellular component: mitochondrion. The coding region runs from base 156 to 701 and encodes 181 amino acids. The transcript has 4 exons.